Messenger RNA from Phlebotomus papatasi, 1910 nucleotides. It is a transcript of the gene caz, whose product is annotated as RNA-binding protein cabeza. Lineage: Eukaryota; Metazoa; Arthropoda; Insecta; Diptera; Psychodidae. Gene Ontology annotation, molecular function: RNA binding; transcription coregulator activity. Bases 176 to 1345 code for a protein of 389 amino acids. Gene Ontology annotation, cellular component: nucleus. The record is from RefSeq and is a predicted model, not a curated record. The transcript is spliced from 8 exons. Gene Ontology annotation, biological process: regulation of DNA-templated transcription.
CAUUCAAGGUGGUCCGUGGAACUUGUGGAAUCAGCCAUCUUUGCGUUUUAUUUUUUUCUUGAAAGCGUGUCUUGUGAAGAAAAUAGCAAAUAUUCGCUAGAAAUCUCAAGAUUUUGUGCACAAAAACACAAUAAAAUAGUAGUAAAGUGUUAAGUGAAACUACAGAGCAGUAAAAAUGGCAGAUCAGUACGGAAAUUACGGCAAUUUUGCACCAGGACAAUUUUCUGUUCCUCCACCUGGAUACGCAGCAGCCGGUGGCGGAAAUUCUGCACCCCCUUCAGCCGGAAAUUGGGGUGGGCCACAGCAAGGAGGCUACGGUGGUGGUGGUGGAAAUCAAGGAAAUCACUACGGCGGGGGUGAUUACUAUGAGAAUGAAGGUAAUUUUUCAGGCGGGAAGGAUGGAAGCGGAGGAGGAUACCAAGGCCGCGGAGGUGGUCGUGAUUAUGGCAAUAAUCGCGAUUUUGGGAACGAUCGCCGCAGAGGCGGCGGUGGUGGCGGAAAUUUCAGCAGCAGUGGUGGCAACAAAGCUGGUUUUAAUAAAGGAGGAGACGGUGGCCGUGGUGAUUCCAAUAUGAUCGUUCAGGAGGAUACUAUUUUCGUGUCUGGAAUGGAUCCAUCAGUGACUGAACAGGAGAUUCACAGUCAUUUUGGAGCUAUUGGCAUUAUCAAGAAAGACAAGAAGACAAUGAAGCCCAAGAUUUGGGUGUACAAGGACAAGGAGACUGGAAAGUCCAAGGGCGAAGCCACAGUGACUUACGAUGAUCCAGACGCUGCCAAGUCGGCCAUUAGUUGGUUCGAUGGCAGAGAUUUCAAUGGGGCCACGAUCAAGGUGUCCCUGGCCCAGAGGCAGAACAACUGGCAAGCCCGUGGUGGCGGCCGUGGAGGUCGUGGUGGCUUUGGUGGAGAUCGCGGUGGUGGCCGCGGUGGAGGCCACAGCGGUGGUCCAAGGGACUUUGGCAACCGCGGAGGUCCCGGAGGUGAUCAAGAGUCUCGUGGGGGACCUCCAAGGGGCGGUGGCGGUGGCGGUGGCAACAACACGAUGCAAGAGCGCGAGGGUGAUUGGAUCUGCAGUGGAUGCAGCAACAAGAACUUUGCCUGGCGCAAUCUGUGCAACAGGUGUAAGGCUCCAAAGGCUGAUGGGGGCAGUGGAGGCCCCGGUGGAGAUGCUGGAGGAGGAGGCUUCAGGGGACAUCGUGGGGGUCCCGGUGGCGGAGACAGGGGUGAUCGUGGAUUUGGCGGAGGAAAUGGAAUGGGUGGGGGCUUUGGGGGUGGUAGGGGAGGACGUGGAGGAGGAGGAGCAAUGCGCGGAGGAGAUCACGGCAGAGAUAGACAGAGACCUUACUAAGGACAGCAUUUACAAAAAAAAACAAGAGAAAAAAUAAGGUACACUUACAAAAAAUACUUUUAAACAUUUUAUUCAAAUUUAGCGCUAAUUAAAUUUUAACCUUAAGUCGCCAUAGGAGAUAAAUAAAAAGAUAGGUCAAGAUUAAAAACAACAAAAAAAAGAUAAAGAGAUUAGACACAAAAUAUAAUUAAUAGAUUUAUAUUUGUAUUUAAAAUAAUAAUCUUUUUUUUUGAAAUUUAAAAAAAAAUCACUAGAGUCUCAGAAAAAAUUGAGACAUUGAAUAAAAUGUAAAAAAAAAAAUUCAUUUUGAAAAAAAUAGCGCAUUAAAAUCCAAAAAAAAAGUAAUAUUAGUUUGAGAUAAUAAAUCUAAAGAGGUAUCUUCAAUUUUUCUUUUGUUCUUGUUCUAGAGGAAUAAUUGGAUUUUGAAGUAAGCACGUAGUAAUUUGUAAGAAUUAAUACUUAAGUAAUUCUAUUGCAUUUUUGUUUUUUGAUUUUUUUUCAAUGUAUCCUACAAACUACUUUGCUUUUGUUUCUCAACACUCAAUAUACUGGCUAUAUAAUUCUA